Orcinus orca (killer whale) is the source of this 814-nucleotide messenger RNA. It is a transcript of the gene H1-5, whose product is annotated as H1.5 linker histone, cluster member. The record is from RefSeq and is a predicted model, not a curated record. NCBI's taxonomy places the organism in Eukaryota, Metazoa, Chordata, Mammalia, Artiodactyla, Delphinidae. The coding region runs from base 55 to 735 and encodes 226 amino acids. Gene Ontology annotation, cellular component: nucleosome. Gene Ontology annotation, molecular function: DNA binding; structural constituent of chromatin. The transcript has a single exon. Gene Ontology annotation, biological process: nucleosome assembly.
AACUUGCUCUUUGGGUUUUGAAUCUCUCUUCUUCUAGCAGUUUCUUCCGUCGCCAUGUCGGAGACCGCUCCUGCUGAGACGGCUGCCCCGGCGCCGGUGGAGAAAUCUCCUGCCAAGAAGAAGUCUACUAAGAAGUCCGCGAGCGGUGGCGCGGCUAAGCGCAAGGCGACCGGGCCCCCAGUUUCUGAGCUGAUCACUAAGGCUGUGGCCGCCUCCAAAGAGCGCAAUGGCCUUUCUUUGGCAGCGCUCAAGAAGACCCUGGCAGCUGGCGGCUACGACGUGGAGAAGAACAACAGUCGAAUCAAGCUGGGUCUCAAGAGCCUGGUGAGCAAGGGUACCCUUGUGCAGACCAAGGGCACGGGUGCUUCCGGCUCCUUUAAGCUCAAUAGGAAGGCGCCCACCGGGGAAGCCAAGCCGAAGGCCAAGAAGGCGGGGGCUGCUAAAGCGAAAAAACCUGCAGGGGCCACCCCUAAGAAGCCCAAGAAGGCUGCGGGAGCAAAGAAAGCAGUGAAGAAGACUCCCAAGAAGGCGAAGAAGCCCGCAGCCGCUGGCGUCAAAAAGGUGGCCAAGAGUCCCAAGAAAACCAAAGCCGCGGCAAAGCCGAAGAAAACUGCCAAAAGCCCCGCUAAGCCUAAGGCAGUGAAGCCAAAAGCGGCGAAACCCAAAGCUGCCAAGCCUAAGGCAGCAAAACCCAAAGCUGCAAAGGCAAAGAAGGCGGCUCCCAAAAAGAAGUAGGAAGUUGGCGCUUAAGACGCAAACCCCAAAGGCUCUUUUCAGAGCCACCCAGAGAUCUCUGAAAACAGCUGUGCAUUGA